GUACUUACUCCUUACUCUUUGGUUAUGCCAUAUAGUAAAAGUGUUCUGUGGUUAUGCCGUAUUUCUGUGUUGGCGAUUAGCGUAUGGCUGCCAUUUUCUCAUCAGUGAUCAAAUUAUUUUGAAUUGGAAUAGAAUUUACAAUUAAAUAAAGUACAAUGCCUGAUAUGAUCAAAUCUGCCGCCGACAUCAAAACCGCGCCUUUUGAUCCUCGGUUCCCUAACACAAAUCAAACAAAGCACUGUUACCAGAGCUAUGUAGACUACUUCCGCUGCCAGAAGGUGCGUGGUGAGAACUACGAGCCAUGCAAUUACUUCAAGCGGGUCUACAAGUCACUUUGCCCCAACGAGUGGGUCGACAAGUGGGACACACAACGCGAAGAGGGCACCUUCCCCGGAAGAAUCUAAUUUGUAUUCCUUAGUCAUUGUUAAUUUAUUUAAGUAGAAUAAAAGUAAAAUGAGUUACAAA
Leptidea sinapis is the source of this 465-nucleotide messenger RNA. RefSeq lists its product as uncharacterized. The transcript is spliced from 3 exons. Bases 156 to 404 code for a protein of 82 amino acids. The record is from RefSeq and is a predicted model, not a curated record. Lineage: Eukaryota; Metazoa; Arthropoda; Insecta; Lepidoptera; Pieridae. Gene Ontology annotation, cellular component: respiratory chain complex IV; mitochondrion.